AGUGGCGGCGAUGAGUGGACGCCUAAGCUGUACGAAGCUUCACCAAUGUGAAACAGCGACGGUUCGAUGUGUUCGACGAGCUCCUCUGGGAAGGACGCGCUGGCAGUCACCACCUGGAGGGCAACCUAACAGGAUAAGAAGGACUCGUUACCAUCUCGUGUUUGUGGAGUGCAUCGCGGCGGUGGUGCAGCCAGCGUUGGAUCAGGUUGCUGUCGAGGGUAACCAAGGAAACCGGACAGGAUGUGUGCUAUGGGAGGCCAUGGCUCGCAGGAGCUACCUGACGGGCCGAAGAUACGGGAGCCGACCUUCUUGGAGGAGCUGUGCCAGAUGGGACAUCUCUUCGACACCAUGCUGACCGGGUACGCGCUGCGGCUGAGGACUCCGCACCGCAUCACGCGCGAGGAGAUGUUGAAGGCCAUGUUCCAUCUACGUAGACAGGUGCCUUGCCUCCGUAUGGCCUUCUCGGGCACUGGAAGGGACAUGUGGAUACAGGAGGCGUCGAGUGAAAAUUUGGACCUAGAGAUGGUGGAGCAUGACUCGGUUGACGAGGUGAUGGCAGUGAUGUCCCGGUACCGAUACGUAUCCCGCACUGGGCCGCUGUGGUGCGUCAAGGUGCUAGUAGGAUACCCUCCCAACCGUGCUCCUGUGAUGCCUGCUGAGAAUCUCCCUCGACCAGACACUGGUCUGGGCACGCCUUCCCCUGAAGACCAGGACCAGCAGCCACGCCCCGGUGGUGAUGGGUUCGGAUGCGAACCGCUCAUGCCUGGUGAUAUCAUCGCCGUGCCUCUGAACAAUCCCCAUCGCUGCUUCAUCUUACCCCCUGCUGCCCUGGGCCAAGAUGUGCAGUACAACCCGAUGAUGCCCGAAGGAGGUCAGAUUCAGGACGCAUUUCCUCCAUACGCCCCGGACUACGCCCCACCCCCAAACUUCGUCCCGCCCCCAGACGGCGUCCCGCCCCCCGACGGCGUCCCGCCCCCGACGGCGUCCCGCCCCCCGACGGCGUCCCGCCCCCCGACGGCGUCCCGCCCCCCGACGGCGUCCCACCCCCGAUCUACGCUCCUGAUUACGCCCCACCCCUGA
This is a messenger RNA of Portunus trituberculatus (swimming crab), 1080 nucleotides long. Its product is annotated as neural Wiskott-Aldrich syndrome protein-like. The transcript is spliced from 4 exons. The record is from RefSeq and is a predicted model, not a curated record. NCBI's taxonomy places the organism in Eukaryota, Metazoa, Arthropoda, Malacostraca, Decapoda, Portunidae. Bases 241 to 1080 code for a protein of 279 amino acids.